UUGGGUGUAACCAGCUAAAACCAUCCACCUGAACAGGUAUGCUAGCUGACGGCUCCACGUGACGUUGUUGUUCAUCCGCGGAGAUUUAAGGAAGCCGGGAGAUUUUCUUCAACACUUCGGGGAACCAAACCUCAUUCCUCCACUCUUUAGAGGAUCUUCGACCCUCAUGGAUAAGUUAAAAUCGGUUUUGAGCGGUGAGGAGGCGCGGAGAGAGGACAGGACCAUCUUAGAGACUGUGAAUGAAGCCUCCACUCUGAGCUGGGGGACUCGUCUGAAGGGGUUCGUCGCCUGCUUUGUGAUCGGGGCUGCAUGCACAAUAUUGGGAGUGUGUGUGCUCUUCCUCCCCAGGAUCGGGCUCAUCCUCUUCAUCGUUUUUUACACCUUUGGAAACAUCUGUGCUCUCUGCAGCACCAUGUUUCUGAUGGGUCCAAUGAAACAGCUGAAGAGGAUGUGUGACAAAACCAGAGCGCUGGCCACAACCAUCAUGAUUACAUGCCUGGUGUUGACACUCUGUGCAGCUUUCUGGUGGAAGAACUUUGGCCUUGCUCUGUUAUUCGUCAUCCUGCAGGUCUUAUCCUUCACCUGGUACAGCCUGUCAUACAUCCCGUGUGUGAGGGAGGCAAUCCUGAAGCUGGUGGCAAUCGGUCUGAAGUGAGCUGCAUGUCUGUGAUGAAAACGACUCCGUCUGGAUGAAGAAGCAGAGACAGGCUGGACUCUCCCACCUGAAACAGCAGAGAUCACAGAUUAUUGAUCAUUAUGUCCAUGUUGAUUUUGAUGCAUGCAUUUUUAACUCAAAGUUUGGCUGAUUGUGUUUACCAGGUUUAAUGAGUGUAGACUUGUGUUGUAAUAUUUGUAUAUAAUUAUAAAUAAAUGGAAAUUUUACUUGUUUUAUAAAU
Molecule: messenger RNA, 896 nt
Organism: Cheilinus undulatus (humphead wrasse)
Lineage: Eukaryota; Metazoa; Chordata; Actinopteri; Labriformes; Labridae
Gene: sft2d2a
Product: SFT2 domain containing 2a
Exons: 8
Coding region: 167-655 (162 amino acids)
Biological process (GO): vesicle-mediated transport
Cellular component (GO): membrane
Source: RefSeq, a predicted model, not a curated record